Molecule: messenger RNA, 3793 nt
Organism: Nothobranchius furzeri (turquoise killifish)
Lineage: Eukaryota; Metazoa; Chordata; Actinopteri; Cyprinodontiformes; Nothobranchiidae
Gene: pcsk1
Product: proprotein convertase subtilisin/kexin type 1
Biological process (GO): peptide hormone processing
Cellular component (GO): neuron projection; membrane
Molecular function (GO): serine-type endopeptidase activity
Source: RefSeq, a predicted model, not a curated record
CAACCCCCCAUCGCGAGGACACACACAAACCCAGCAGCCCUGCCCAUCAUCACGGUUUCCUCUCCCGUUCGGGUCAAAAACGCGCAGAUUCCUGUUUUCUCCUUCUCCUCCAGCGGUGUCUCCGGGAAAUAAACUGAACUCCAAGAGAAUCUUUAUUUUCACCACCUCCAUCUCGCAGUUUUUAUCUGUUUUUCUCGAAGAUAAUCAGGUUGGUUUUGUAAAUAGGUAGAAUUUUUUUCUGACAUGGAAGUGAGAUGUCGUCCAGCGGUGAUGUGCUGUGUGUUUGCCGUCCUCUGCUCCGUGGUUCCCCGCUCGCUGGGCGCAUCUUUCGGGGACAGACAGUACCUGAACGAGUGGGCAGUGGAGAUCCCGGGCGGUAUGUCCGCCGCCGAGGCCAUCGCCAGGGAGUUGGACUACGAUCUGGUCCGACAGAUUGGGGCCCUGGAAAAUCAUUUCUUGUUCAGACACCAAAAGCACCCCCGCAGAAUGAAACGUAGCGCUGACCACAUCACCAGGCAGCUGUCUGAGGAUGAUCGGGUGCUGUGGGCCGAGCAGCAGUAUGAAAAGCGGCGCAGUAAGAGAGCGGCGCUCAGGAGCUGUAGGGACUGUUCUGUGGACAAACUGUUCGAUGACCCCAUGUGGAACCAGCAGUGGUACCUGCAAGACACGCGGACGUCGUCCUCACUGCCGAAGCUAGACCUGCACGUCAUCCCAGUGUGGGAGAAGGGCAUCACCGGGAAGGGAGUGGUCCUCACCGUCCUCGAUGACGGGCUGGAGUGGAACCACACAGACAUCUACUCCAACUACGACGCUGCUGCCAGUUACGAUUUCAACGACAACGACCCCGACCCAUUUCCCAGAUACGACUCCACCAAUGAAAACAAGCACGGCACCAGGUGUGCAGGAGAGAUUGCGAUGCAGGCCGAUAACAACAAGUGUGGUGUUGGAGUGGCGUACAAUUCAAAGGUUGGAGGAAUCCGUAUGCUGGAUGGAAUUGUGACAGACGCCAUCGAAGCGAGCUCCAUCGGAUUUAAUCCGAACCAUGUGGACAUCUACAGCGCCAGCUGGGGGCCCAAUGACGACGGGAAGACUGUGGAGGGGCCUGGUCGUCUGGCUCAGAAGGCUUUUGAAUAUGGCAUUCAGAAGGGCCGUGGUGGAAAAGGCUCCAUCUUUGUUUGGGCAUCAGGUAACGGCGGUCGCCAGGGCGAUAACUGUGACUGUGAUGGCUACACAGACAGCAUCUUCACCAUCUCAAUCAGCAGCGCCUCCCAGCAGGGCCUGUCCCCGUGGUACGCUGAGAAGUGCUCCUCCACUCUGGCUACAGCGUACAGCAGCGGAGACUAUACUGACCAGAGGAUUACAAGUGCUGAUCUUCACAAUGAGUGCACUCAGACUCACACCGGCACUUCAGCUUCUGCCCCGCUGGCUGCUGGCAUAUUUGCCCUGGCGCUGGAACAAAAUCCGAAUCUUACCUGGAGAGACCUGCAGCACAUCGUGGUCUGGACCUCAGAGUUUGACCCUUUAGCCAAUAACCCAGGCUGGAAGAGGAACGGAGCAGGACUGAUGGUCAACAGCCGUUUUGGCUUUGGACUUCUCAACGCCAAAGCUCUGGUGGACCUCUCUGACCCAGCCACGUGGACGCACGUACCGGAAAAAAAACAGUGCAUCGUCAGGGAUGAUUCUUUUCAGCCAAGAGAGUUAAAAGCAUCGGGAGAGAUCACCAUAGAGAUUCCUACCAAAGCCUGCGUGGGACAGGAGAACGCCGUUCACUCGCUGGAGCAUGUUCAGGUGGAGGCCAGUAUCGAAUACACCCGCAGAGGAGAUCUGCACAUCACACUCACCUCCCCUGCCGGCACCACCACAGUUCUACUGGCAGAGCGAGAAAGGGAUACCUCAGCCAAUGGUUUCAAGAAUUGGGACUUCAUGUCUGUUCAUACUUGGGGAGAAGAUCCUGCGGGAAUCUGGACCUUAAAGAUCACAGAUACUUCGGGCCAUAUGGAGAACAAGGGACGAAUCUUGAACUGGAAGCUGAUUCUCCACGGAACAUCAGAGAAACCCAAGCACAUGAAGAAACCUCGAGUGUACAUUCCGUACAACGCAGUGCAGAACGACCGCCGAGGUGUGGAACAUAUGGAUGACAUGAUGGAGGAACCCACACAGGCCCGCCCACCUCAGAGGGCUGAGUCUGAACACGCCUCUUCCUCCAAUCCAGAGAAGGAGCCCAAACUCCCCUCAAACUCCCUCUCUUCCCCCUCUCUGGCCCUGCUGCGUCUCCUGCAGACGGCGUUUAACCGACACGCCGCCGCAUCGCAGCAGCCCCGCGCCACGCCCAGGCCCUUCCCCUCCAUGUGGAGCAACCAGCAGCCAGCCCGGGACAUCUUUCCUCCUCCUCCUACAAAAUUCCCAGCCCAAAAGCUGUACCAAGCUCUGGACUUGAUCAACAAGUACAGUGGCCCCGAGGACAGUCUGUACAGCGACUACAGCGACGGCUUCUACAACACCAAACCAUACAGGCACAGAGACGACCGGCUGCUGCAGGCCCUGUUUGAGAUGCUGGAUGAUGACCAGAAGUGAGCAGGUUCGGGGGAGGAGAUUUUGGGAACAGAGGAACAAGGAGAACAGAUGAAAGGGGGAAAAAAUCCAAAUGUUAAGAAGAAAGUGAGAAAGACCCCAAAUGCUGCAUUUCCGAUCUAUUUCUGAUCCAUCCCUUUGAUUCAUUAAUUCUUCAUUUAGACGUGUAACCUUUCUUGAUGUGAUUUAAAAUAUGGACUUAUUCAGAGCCUCUGUGCUGUAAAAUGUGACUCUCUGUGUUGAAUCUAAAAGCAUUUAAUCAGAAUAAGGUAGCAGAGAGCCCAGUGGUCUUGGUUCUCCUCUCCUUACUGCCUGCUCAAGCAUGCCACAUUUAUCUACAUCUAUGUAUCAUUUAGAGACAACGAUUGUGAAAUUAUGGGUUUAAUUUAAUCCCAUUUAUUCUGAGAACUCCAUGUGAUGAUGAGCAAUCAUUCCCAUUGAGAAUAAAUCAACCUUUCAAAACUAAAUUAGCAUUAUGUUGGCUAUACGUGACACAAAAUAUUCAACUGUUUUAAAUAUUUAAAUCUGUCGACUCAAGAUUUAUUCUCAGGGUUCAGUGAAACAAAAGCAACAAAAUGGUUUUUAGUUUGCUUUCAAACACAUAAAGAAGUAUAUUUUAUUGUGAGCUAUUAUUUGCUAUAAAUCAGACAAGUUAAACAGGAUGAUCAUAUUAAUAUUUUAUUUUAUUAGAACUAAUAAAAAGUGAAGAUCUAUAACUUGGUGGAUUAGAAAAUGCCAAUGAAACCCUAAAAAGAGAUUGUUUUCCUUCUGUAACUUAUUUAGUUUUGUAUCAGUUCUGCUGCAUUAGAGAAACUAUUUUUCUAAGUCCAGAAAAAAUAUAAAAUAAGUGAAAAAAAUAACUAAACCAAAACUCUUCAGGAAUUUCUUUGUGUGUAGCACCGUUUCACGAAGCUAAAGCAUCAGAUCACUGCCAGAACCGCGCUGUCAGGACGCUCGCUUCACACAAGGCAAUGGUGUUGUUUGUCUGUGAAAUUCCAGCUUUGACUCUUUCUCCGAUGAUGUUUGGGAUGAAGCUUUCCAUGAUCCCAGUGAUUUAUCCGUUAGACUAGCCUGUGCUGUUUUAUUUAUGAUUUUUGGCUUGAUUUGGACAAAUUCCUCAGUCAAAGAUUGUUUACACAAACUAAUAUUUAUGUUUCAGUUUCUGUAUGGACGUGUAAAAAUAUGAGAUUUAUCAAAAUAAACAGCAAAGUGACAUCAUGAA